Molecule: messenger RNA, 729 nt
Organism: Procambarus clarkii (red swamp crayfish)
Lineage: Eukaryota; Metazoa; Arthropoda; Malacostraca; Decapoda; Cambaridae
Product: involucrin-like
Source: RefSeq, a predicted model, not a curated record
AUGGUCUCUGAACAUGAGGAGUGGACGCACGUGGUCUCUGAACAUGAGGAGGGGACGCACGUGGUCUCUGAACAUGAGGAGGGGACGCACGUGGUCUCUGAACAUGAGGAGUGGACGCACGUGGUCUCUGAACAUGAGGAGGGGACGCACGUGGUCUCUGAACAUGAGGAGUGGACGCACGUGGUCUCUGAACAUGAGGAGUGGACGCACGUGGUCUCUGAACAUGAGGAGGGGACGCACAUGGUCUCUGAACAUGAGGGGACGCACAUGGUCUCUGAACAUGAGGAGGGGACGCACAUGGUCUCUGAACAUGAGGAGGGGACGCACAUGGUCUCUGAACAUGAGGAGGGGACGCACAUGGUCUCUGAACAUGAGGAGGGGACGCACGUGGUCUCUGAACAUGAGGAGGGGACGCACAUGGUCUCUGAACAUGAGGAGGGGACGCACAUGGUCUCUGAACAUGAGGAGGGGACGCACGUGGUCUCUGAACAUGAGGAGGGGACGCACGUGGUCUCUGAACAUGAGGAGGGGACGCACGUGGUCUCUGAACAUGAGGAGGGGACGCACGUGGUCUCUGAACAUGAGGAGUGGACGCACAUGGUCUCUGAACAUGAGGAGUGGACGCACGUGGUCUCUGAACAUGAGGAGUGGACGCACGUGGUCUCUGAACAUGAGGAGGGGACGCACGUGGUCUCUGAACAUGAGGAGGGGACGCAAAUGGACAUAUAA